AUGGCUUCAAUGCCCAAGUUUUCUUAUCACAGGCUGAAGAAUGAAGGUUGGUUUGAUGAAGUUGAAGAAGAACAAGCAAUAUUAUUCAAGAAGACAAGGAAAUGGUCAAGGGGGCUGAGGAGGUUCGGCAUUAGGAAGCGGCCAAAGCUUCGAAUUCCUGGCUUGAGAAGGUUCGUGAGAAAGAGAAGCAGGUUUCUCUCUAAAGUUAAACUUUCAUGGGGAAAGGCUUUGAAGAGGCUGAAGAAUGGGCAGGCUCAUAUGAACGAUCUGUUCGGUGGGAAUUUCCUGGUUCUGCAGGUCAACCAUACGCCUUUUAGAAGUGGCGAGAAGCCUUGCAGGGAUCAUGGCCUUCGUGGCUGGUAG
This is a messenger RNA of Theobroma cacao (cacao), 363 nucleotides long. RefSeq lists its product as uncharacterized. NCBI's taxonomy places the organism in Eukaryota, Viridiplantae, Streptophyta, Magnoliopsida, Malvales, Malvaceae. The record is from RefSeq and is a predicted model, not a curated record.